Linepithema humile (Argentine ant) is the source of this 5050-nucleotide messenger RNA. RefSeq names its product RNA helicase aquarius. Gene Ontology annotation, biological process: mRNA splicing, via spliceosome. Gene Ontology annotation, cellular component: catalytic step 2 spliceosome. Lineage: Eukaryota; Metazoa; Arthropoda; Insecta; Hymenoptera; Formicidae. Gene Ontology annotation, molecular function: mRNA binding; helicase activity. The record is from RefSeq and is a predicted model, not a curated record.
UUCGAAUUCUCGCAAACAUGUUUCUCGCGGUAGAAAUUGUUCGUUAUUUCGCGGAAAAAAACAAGUAAUAUUUACAUUAAUUUAAUAGCAUUUAUGUUAAUUAUAUGUGUCUACUAUUUUUUCAGCACAUACUUUAUCCUUUCUUGAACCAGUCAUUUGUGGAUGCAUAUUUUCCGUAUGCAUUCGUCAAUCGUGAACGAGUGAAGUUCUUUUAAAAGCCGACAUCGUUCAGUUAAAUCACUCUUGGAAGUUCGGAUAGAUUUGCACAAGUGUUGUUAUAUAUGUUCUAGCAUGAUCUACGCAGUGUUACGCAGUAGCAUAUGUUAUUUGCGUCCAGCGUUGAGUGGCAUUGAGUGUUUGUGAGUGCAUGCUGUGUGUACCGGUGAAUAAAAUUAGGUUAGGUUAACUUAACAUUCGAUUACAAUUUGUAAAUACGAUGGAGGUACAAAACGCACCGCCUGUUAAAAGCAACAAUCCCGCUCCGACGGUGGAACAGAUCAAUGCGGACAGAAUUACCCAGCUUGCAAAUAAGUACUGGGCUCCACACACUACAAAUUCACAUCUACCAUUUAACCCCAAAGUAGUGGAAGAUAUUUAUGUGCAAGAAAUAUGUGCGUCCAAAUUCUCCAUUCGGAGAAUCAUGAUGUUGGAGUUUAGUCAGUACCUGGAAAAUUUUCUCUGGCCAAAUUACGAUGCAGAGGAUGCUACACGAGCACACACUAUGUCUAUUGUUGUCAUGGUGAACGAGAAGUUCAGAGAGAGGGUACAGGUUUGGGAGGCGUUUGAGAAGAAUUCAACGCAUUUUGCGGGAUUUGUCCAAAAGGUUCUCGAAGCGUGUUUGGAAGAUAGCAUAAUGGAUUUUGAGCUAAAGGAACAAACAGCUUUGAUAGUAUUCUUGAAUCACUGUUUUAACUCUAUGGAAGUAAUCCUAGUUAGAGAGGAGGUUAAGAGAUUGGUGUCUCUUGCUAUGUGGUUCUCUUUGCAACAAGGUAGAAGAGAACUUGAAUUCAAAAGGAAUCCAAUACUGAAGAAAUACUGGAGAAUUAUAAGGAAAAGGGAUAAUUCUGUUUCUCCAGAACAAAAGAAGAAACUUGACUGGGAACGUAGAUUUUUGCAUAAGCUCAUGAUCAAAUUUAUGACAAUAUUAGAAACAGUUUCUGCAGAAGGACUUGUACUUCCGGAUAAAGUACGCUACUGUGAAAGAUUUUUGGAGCUGGUCAUCGAUCUCGAGGCUCUACUUCCUACUAGACGUUACUUCACCACCGUCAUGGAUGAUAAUCAUCUAGUCGUACGUUGCCAAUUAUCCAAUCUACUGCAUCGUCCAGAAGGAAGUUUAUUCGGACAGCUCCUGGAAAUGCUCAAGUUUUACGCUCGCUUCGAGAUCAACGAGGACACCGGUAACCCUCUGACGGAUCACGACAUGACGCAGCUGCAUUAUGAAAAAAUUACGUCUCUUCAGAGUGCGGUUUUCGCAAAAUUUCCGGACCUGAGGAAUUUUGCAUUGGCCAACGUAGCCAGUGUCGACGUCAGGGAUGCCCUUUACAAGCAUUUUGGUUAUCUCAGUCAGGAGAAACUCAGAUCUAUCGCGAGUUAUUUGAAUUUAGUGCCGCCCAAGGAGCGGGAACAGGAGGAGAAUUGGUACCGCCUGGAUAUAGACUUUUUGCGCGAACUGCUGAUAUCGCGACACGAGCGCAGACCGUCGCAGCUCGAGGAGCUAAAUCAAAUGCCUUUGUAUCCGACCGAAGAGAUUAUCUGGAAUGAGAGCAUUGUCCCAACAGAAUAUUUCUCCGGCGAAGGCUGCCUGGCACUGCCGAAAUUGAACCUGCAGUUUCUCACGUUGCACGAUUAUCUGCUGCGAAACUUCAAUCUAUUCCGCUUGGAGUCUACAUAUGAAAUACGACAAGACAUCGAGGAUGCCGUAAGCAGGUUGAGUCCUUGGCGCGCGGAGGACGGGGGCGUCUACUUUGGUGGAUGGGCCAGAAUGGCGCAACCUAUCACGCAAUUCGCGGUGGUCGAAGUGGCUAAGCCUAAUGUGGGCGAGAAUAGGCCAUCGAGGGUCCGCGCUGAUAUUACGAUAAAUCUUAGCGUUCGCAAAGAGAUCAAAUCCGAAUGGGAAAACCUUCGUAAGCACGACGUGUGCUUUCUCAUCACGGUUAAACCGCCGAAUCCUAUCGGCACGAAAUAUAGUCACAAGCUCCCCUUCGUACCGCAAGUGGGCCUAACGACGGUGCGGGGAUGCGAAGUCGAAGGUAUGCUCGACUCGAACGGUAGGGUGAUCGAGGAUGGCCCUGAGCCGAGACCGAUUCUACCGGGCGACUCGCGGACCUAUAGAGUGUGGCUGGACUGUAAUCAAUAUCGGAUUGACAUGGACAACGCCAGCCACGGCGGCGAGGACGUGUACGAGGGAUUCAAUAUUAUAAUGCGACGUAAACCUAAAGAGAACAACUUCAAAGCAGUCUUAGAGACUAUAAGGGAGCUCAUGAAUACUGAAUGCGUCGUGCCCGACUGGCUGCACGAUAUAAUUCUCGGAUACGGUGAUCCCGGUGCAGCGUGUUAUUCUAGAAUGCCGGAUGAAAUCGUGACGAUGGACUUCAACGAUACAUUCCUCGACAUAGACCAUCUACGAGCCAGUUUCCCUCAAUACGAAAUAAAAACGAAUUCCGAGGACGAAGGAAAUCUCGUGCGACCGUUCCAGUUGACUUUCGAGGAUGUUCUUGGGAAACGCAACAACAAACCGAUUGAGAAGAUUAUCAGAAUUAAACCACACGUGCCGCCUAGUAGAGGUCCAUAUAGAGCGAACGAACCGAAGAAAAAUCAAAUUCCCUUCACGCCGACGCAAGUCGAAGCCAUAAGAGCCGGGAUGCAGCCAGGUCUGACGCUGGUCGUCGGCCCGCCCGGUACCGGCAAAACAGACGUCGCCGUGCAGAUCAUCUCGAAUCUGUAUCACAAUUUUCCCAAUCAGAGAACGCUGAUCGUGACGCACUCCAAUCAAGCGCUCAAUCAGCUGUUCGAGAAGAUAAUGGCCCUCGAUAUCGACGAACGGCACCUUCUGCGUCUCGGUCACGGAGAAGAGGCGCUGGAGACGGAAAAGGACUUCAGCCGCUAUGGCAGAGUUAAUUACGUUCUCGCCAAACGCUUGGACCUGUUGAUGGAAGUUCAAAGAUUACAAGAAUCUCUGAACGUGAAAGGCGAUGUCGCGUAUACAUGCGAAACAGCAGGAUACUUCUUCACGUAUCAAGUGUCCACGAGGUGGGAGCGCUUCGAGACGAGAAUCAAACAAAGGCAGCACACGAGUGAGAAGUGCGAUUUGCCUUCUAUAAUCGACGAAGAGUUUCCGUUCCACAAAUUUUUCGACAACGCCCCGCAGCCGCUUUUCAAGCGGAAUUCGUACGAGGAGGAUCUCAAAAUUGCGCACAGCUGCUUUAGGUACAUCGAGAGGAUAUUCGCGCAGCUGGAAGAGUUCCGCGCUUUCGAGCUGCUGCGAUCGGGUCUCGACAGAUCGAAGUACUUGCUCGUGAAGGAAGCCAAGGUGAUCGCCAUGACCUGUACGCACGCGGCGCUCAAACGGCGCGAGCUCGUCGACAUGGGUUUCAAGUACGACAAUAUUCUCAUGGAGGAGUCCGCGCAGAUCCUAGAAAUCGAGACCUUCAUACCGUUGCUGCUGCAAAAUCCGCAGGACGGCUACAAUCGGCUGAAACGUUGGAUAAUGAUAGGCGAUCACCACCAGCUGCCGCCCGUCAUCAAGAACAUGGCCUUUCAAAAAUACUCGAAUAUGGAGCAAUCGCUGUUCGCGAGGUUCGUGAGGCUGGGCGUGCCUACGGUCGAUCUCGACGGCCAGGGUCGUGCCAGGCCCAGCAUCUGCAAUCUGUACAAUUGGCGCUACAAGAAAUUGGGCAAUUUGGCGCAUGUAGAGCGCAGUCCCGAGUACCUGGUGGCGAACGCCGGUUUCAUGUACGACUUCCAGCUGGUGAACGUCGAGGACUUUAACGGCGUCGGCGAGAGCGAGCCCAGCGCCUACUUCUACCAGAAUCUCGCCGAAGCCGAGUACUGCGUCGCUGUGUUCAUGUACAUGCGUCUGCUGGGAUACCCGGCGGACAAGAUCAGCAUACUGACCACGUACAACGGCCAGAAGCAUCUGAUCAGGGACGUGAUAAAUAUCCGGUGCGCGAACAAUCCGCUGAUAGGCCGGCCGAACAAAGUAACGACCGUUGACAAGUAUCAGGGUCAGCAGAACGACUACAUUCUGCUGUCUUUGGUGAAGACGCGCGCGGUCGGUCAUUUGAGGGACGCGAGGCGUUUGGUGGUGGCGAUGUCGCGCGCCCGUCUCGGCCUCUACGUCUUCGCCCGCGUGUCUCUCUUCAAGAACUGCUUCGAGCUGACGCCGGCGUUCGACCAGCUGAUGCAGAGACCGUUGAAACUGCAGCUGCUACCGCAGGAGCUCUACCCCACGGAACGACCGUACGACGCCGCGUCCGCGACAGCUCCAAUGGAAAUCGAGGACAUGCCGCACAUGGCCAAAUUUGUUUAUGACUACUAUAUGGGAAAGGUCAGCGGAAUGAAGGGCUCGCAAAAGAUGUGGCAGAAACCUGGAACUAUGCAGACGUCGGGCAGCCCGACGCACAAGAUUCCCGCUCAUCCGGGUGCCGACGACGACACGGACGACGAAGAGGAACCCAGCCAGGAGGACGUUGAAAUGCAAGAAGAAUCCAAAGAGGAGACGAAGAGCAAAUACGAGCCUAUACAGAAUUUAGUCGAAGAUCCACCGAAUGAAAUAGAAGAUGAUCAUUGAACGGAUCUUGUGGUGAUGUAUCUGUGCGUGUAAAAAGACUAGUUGUGAAGCGUAUCGAUACUUAUCGAUUUUACAGUUUGGAAAUAGGACGUUCGCUGCGCGACAUUGGUAUUGUAAGCGGCGGUUUAUAUUAAUCGAUCAGUCGGUAUGAUCAGAAUUAUUAGAAUAAUUGUUUUAUUACACGUCACUGCGUUACUAUACAAUGACAUAUGAAGUCUUCUUACACAACGUAUUAAAAUAAAAUAUAGUUUUUAUAAGCAA